This is a messenger RNA of Pestalotiopsis fici W106-1, 732 nucleotides long. RefSeq lists its product as uncharacterized. Gene Ontology annotation, molecular function: peroxidase activity. NCBI's taxonomy places the organism in Eukaryota, Fungi, Ascomycota, Sordariomycetes, Amphisphaeriales, Sporocadaceae. Bases 1 to 732 code for a protein of 243 amino acids. The record is from RefSeq and is a predicted model, not a curated record. The transcript has 4 exons.
AUGAAGCUCACUCUUCUUCUUAGUGCAGUCUUCUCUGGUGCUGUGGCGACUCUUGCUGAGACCUCAGAGUGGUCACCUCCGGAAUCGGGCGAUGCUCGCAGUCCGUGUCCAUUAUUGAACUCCUUGGCAAACCAUGGCUACCUCCCGCACGACGGAAAGAACAUCACUGGGGAUGUUCUCUCCAAAGCCAUCACGACGACUCUGAACAUGGACGAUAGCGUAAGCGCAGCCUUCAUGGCCGCCCUCCGAAACUCGAUCACUACAGCAGAGACGUUUUCUCUCGACGAGCUGAAUAAGCACAACGGCAUUGAGCACGAUGCCAGUUUAAGUCGCCAGGACUUUUACUUUGGCAAUGUGCAGGCUUUUAAUGAGACCAUCUUUAACCAGACUCGGUCAUACUGGACAGAUCCCGUCACCAUUGAUAUACAUCAAGCCGCCAACGCACGCAAUGCGCGUAUCGAAACUUCCAAGGCUACAAAUCCGACGUACAAUGAAACAGCCGUCAAUCGAGCCAGUGCCCUGGAGACUGCAGCAUAUAUCCUGAGCUUUGGGGACAAGGUCACUGGCAGUGUACCGAAAGCAUUUGUCGAGUACUUUUUCGAAAAUGAGCGACUGCCUUUCCAUCUGGGGUGGUAUAAAUCGGCUGAAUCCAUUUCAUUUGCGGAUUUUCAAAACAUGAGUACCCGCGUGUCUCAGGCUGGCUCACAGAGCCCAAGAGCAAUUGAGCUUUGA